AUGACCGGCACCACCCCUUCCUCCUCCGCCUCGUCUCCUUCUCUCACAAAUCUUUCUAACUCUAAUAUCAAACACAAUCUUCCUAUUGUCCUUGACAUGGAAAACGUGCAAUAUGCUACGUGGGCGCAGCUUUUCAAAAUUCAUGCACGUUCUCAUCGUGUCAUUGACCAUAUUCUUCCCACAUCCAAAUCUAAAAUUCCAUCUAUUGAUGAUGAAAAGGACGAGUGGAGCACUGUGGAUGCUACUGUAUUGAAAUGGAUCUAUAGCACUAUUUAUGAUGAUCUUCUCAAUACUAUACUUGAGCCUGAUCUCACGGCUCAGGCGGCGUGGGGGCACCUUCGAGACAUUUUUCAAGACAAUAAGUCUUCCCGUGCAGUUACUUUAGAACAGGAGUUCUCCAAUACGGCUAUGGAGGAUUUUCCUAAUGCUUUGCGAUAUUGUCGACGUUUGAAAAUGUUGGCCGAUCAACUCAAGAAUGUGGGUGCCCCGGUUUCUAACAACUGUCUUGUUCUCUAA
Molecule: messenger RNA, 516 nt
Organism: Beta vulgaris subsp. vulgaris (sugar beet)
Lineage: Eukaryota; Viridiplantae; Streptophyta; Magnoliopsida; Caryophyllales; Amaranthaceae
Exons: 1
Coding region: 1-516 (171 amino acids)
Source: RefSeq, a predicted model, not a curated record